AUGAUCAAGAUUGACCCUUGGUUCUUCACAGAAUACAAAAUCAUGAUCACCAUCGAUCUGGAAAUAAUGCGAUUUCUGUGGUUGUUUCUAGCACAAUGUCUUCCUUGUGUUAAUCUUAUUGCGUUGAUAUAUGACACUUUUAGGAUUGUGAAAUUGAGUUUGGAGGGUGUUGGAGGUGAUGGUGCCUCAGCGGCUGCAGCAUUGAACCAGCGGAGGCUUGAACAUUCAGAACUUUUCCAAUACUAUUUAGAUAAAACUACUCCUCAUGCUACAUAUAGGUGGAUUGGAACUUUUGUCUUAGCGUUGCUUUAUGCUCUGCGGGUUUAUUAUGUGCAGGGAUUCUAUGUUGUUACCUAUGGUUUGGGCAUCAUCUAUAUACUCAAUUUGCUGAUCGGUUUCCUGUCACCUCUUGUUGACCCUGAGCUGGAACCUUCAGAUGGACCUAUGUGGCCAACCAAAGAUUCAGAUGAAUUCAAGCCUUUCAUACGUCACCUGACAGAGUUGAAGUUCUUAUAAUAAUUCCUGCUUUAUAAUGGUUUUUGCAUUGCUAAUUUCACGGAGAAAGGGUUUGUCAUCUGUACACUAGUUCAGUUUCCCUUGUCUCAAUUGUUAAAUGUUCGCAUUUUUCUUCUCUCUUGGUAAACUUUGACCAGUACUUACUGAUGCAGUAGAACCUCCUUGCACAUGUGAA
Molecule: messenger RNA, 691 nt
Organism: Lycium barbarum (goji berry)
Lineage: Eukaryota; Viridiplantae; Streptophyta; Magnoliopsida; Solanales; Solanaceae
Product: protein RER1A-like
Exons: 2
Coding region: 1-516 (171 amino acids)
Biological process (GO): protein retention in ER lumen; retrograde vesicle-mediated transport, Golgi to endoplasmic reticulum
Cellular component (GO): Golgi membrane
Source: RefSeq, a predicted model, not a curated record